GUAUAUAUAUCGGACCGCUAUAAUAAUUUUCUGAUAUUUACGAAGAACAACAAUACAUGCAGAAAAUGAUGAUUUGGGCGCAUACAUUGUUAGUUGCGUUGUGUCUCAAAGCUUGUGCUGUGGCUAUCGAGCAUGAAUCACGGGAAUCAAAUAAGGCAAACGGGUACCUUAUUGACAAGUGGGGAAAAUUCUUUGAUUUUGAUGAUUUCAGUCAUGAUGGAAUUCUUUCAUUGGAAGACCCAAAAGCAUUUCUGGAACAUUAUAAAGCUCGUGAUGAUCUGACCGAUAAGCAAAUAAAGAAGAUCGUAAAAGAAAUGAAUAGACUGUGGAAGGUCUUCUUUUUCACAAACAAAAAAGAACUCUCCAAAAAUGACUUCAUAAACAUGAUGAAACAAAGGUAUGAAUCCAAUACAGCUACAUUUAUUGAGAUGGUACGUGCGUUUACAACGGAUUGGUGCAAAUUGUUAGACUUGGAUGGAGACACAUUUCUUGCAAAAAAUGAAUUCAUUAUGAACUUUGUUGCUGGAACGCACAACAAUACCCAAAUAGACGAGCAAUUUUUCUACAUGUAUAAUCCCGUUAAUGAUCGUUUUCCUGUUGACGAUCUCAUCGAGUCUUUUGUUCUCUUUGCAAUUGAACCCGAUAGCUCGAAACCGGACAUUUUCUUAAAUGGAAUACAAAUCGGAGUUUGAAUAAUGAUUAUUUUUAAAACAUUUGAUGAAAUUUCGUUUUGA
Molecule: messenger RNA, 734 nt
Organism: Ruditapes philippinarum (Manila clam)
Lineage: Eukaryota; Metazoa; Mollusca; Bivalvia; Venerida; Veneridae
Product: sarcoplasmic calcium-binding protein-like
Exons: 4
Coding region: 57-692 (211 amino acids)
Source: RefSeq, a predicted model, not a curated record